Emiliania huxleyi CCMP1516 is the source of this 1164-nucleotide messenger RNA. RefSeq lists its product as hypothetical. The coding region runs from base 1 to 1164 and encodes 387 amino acids. The transcript is spliced from 2 exons. Lineage: Eukaryota; Haptophyta; Isochrysidales; Noelaerhabdaceae. The record is from RefSeq and is a predicted model, not a curated record.
AUGCGCGCCUCCUCCUCGCGGCUUCUCGUCGUCCUCGCGCGGCUGUGCGCCGCCCUCGCCUGUUCCACCGUCCACGUUCCUGCGCCGGGCAACGCUACCGUCAUCGCUCGCACGAUGGAGCUUGGCAGCCUCGGCGGCGAGGCGGCGCUCAGCUUCCGGGGCUUCCCAGCACCUAGCAGCGGCAGCGGCCUCGCGUGGCGUGUGGCGGUGCACAGGCGCGGAGAGGAGGUCGGAAAGGCCAUCUCGCUCGUGUGCGACGCCAUCACGCACACGUCGUGGAUCACAAAGCUCGGCUAUGUUUCUGUGGACGUCGCCGCUCAGAGCCCUUUCCCCAAGCUCAACGUCACAGUCAACCUUGCGAGCGACGGCAUCAACGAGGCUGGCCUCACCGUGUCCGAGCACACGCUGCGCCAGAGCGUCUACGCGGACGCCGCCGCGCCAGCGCCCGCCGGCACGUCCCGCGUCUGCUUCGCAGCCUUCACGGCGUGGUUGCUCGGCAACGUGGCGACGGUGCGCGAGCUGCGUGAGGAGGUGCUACCGCGGCUGCGCGUGGUCGGGCCGGUGGUGCCGCUGCCGAGCGGCGACCUGCUCCACUGGACGAUCGACGACGAACGCGAGCACCAGGUGGGCGCCUUCACCAACGACCCCGACUUCACGUGGCACCUGCGGAACCUCAACAACUUCGCCAACCUCAGCCCCGACUGGCCAAAGGGCGGCGAGCGCAUCACCGUGCAGAGCGAGGUCGGCGCGCUGCCUCACGCGGUGGGUCAUGGCUUCAACCUGCUCGGCCUGCCGGGCGACGCCUCGCCGCCGAGCCGCUUCGUGCGCCUCUUCUUCCAGCGGCAGUACGCCGUGCUGCGCGCGCCUCCCGCCUCGCUCAACGAGAGCCUCUCCCUCGCCAUCGGCCUGCUCAGCUCCGUCUUCAUCAGCCAGGGCACCGUCGCGAGCGCCUCGCCCGCCGCCGGCUUCGAGCUCACCCAGUACUCGGUCCUCAAGCUGCCCGCGGCGCGCCAGUUCCUCUUCCGCGACUAUGCGAGCCCACGCUGGAGGCGGGUCCGACUCGGCGAGCUCGACUUUGCGCCGCGGGCCGGCGCAUCGGCGCGCAGCCUGCCGGUCGGGGAUGGCACCCUCGGCGUCGAGGAUGUGACCGCGAAGCUGGGCUGA